CGCGAAAGGAGCUUGUCCCGCCUCGCGCCCCGUCGUUGCCGGAACGGCCUUUAAGCUGACGUGUGUAUGUGAACUCUGAAGCCUUCCUCUGAACACGCCCACUUCUAAUACCCGCCGCUUCUCCCUCUCCGGACCUGAGGCGACUAUGGCUGCCACAUGGGAAGAGAUCCUUAAACUGUCCCAGCAGUUCCAAUCUGCCCAGUUCGCCCAGGCGACGCAGAGACUGUCGGAACGUAAUUGCAUAGAGAUUGUUUCUAAGUUAAUUGCUGAAAAACAGCUGGAAGUAGUGCAUACCCUUGAUGGAAAAGAAUAUAUAACUCCUGCACAGAUUAGCAGGGAGAUACGUGAUGAACUUCAUGUUCGUGGUGGUCGUGUGAACAUUGUCGACUUGCAGCAGGUAAUAAAUGUAGAUCUGCUCCAUAUUGAAAACCGAGCCAAUGACAUUGUGAAAUCAGACCGAACAGUUCAGCUAGUGUUGGGACAACUUAUAGAUGAGCGUUAUCUAGACCAGAUAGCAGAAGAAACAAAUGACAAGUUACAAGAAUCUGGCCAGAUGAAAAUAUCUGAAUUGUGCAAGACCUAUGACCUUCCAGGAGACUUUUUAAAGCAGGCAUUUUCUGCCCGUCUGGGAAAAAUUAUCCAUGGCCAAAUUGACCAAGACAAUCGAGGGGUGAUUUUCACAAAUGCCUUUGUCACACGUCAUCAGGCACGUAUUCGUGGUCUUUUCCGUGCCAUUACCCGACCAACUCCAGUAAAUAAUCUAAUCACUCGGCAUGGUUUUCAAGAGCAUCUACUUUACUCUGUGCUGGAGGAGCUUGUCAAUACUGGACAUCUGAAAGGCACAGUAGUUGGUGGAAGACAAGAUAAGGCUGUGUUCAUCCCUGACAUUUAUGCAAGAACUCAGAGCAACUGGGUGGAUUCUUUUUUCAAGCAAAAUGGUUAUUUGGAAUUUGAUGCAUUGUCCAGACUUGGCAUCCCAGAUCCUGUGAACUACAUAAAGAAAAGGUACAAGUCCUUGCAGCUCUUGUUUCUGAAAGCCUCUUGUGUUGGUCAGGAAAUUGUGGAUCAGGUGGAGGCCUCUGUGGAUGAAGCCAUCAGCUCUGGAACCUGGGUGGAUAUUGCGCCUCUUCUUCCAAGUUCAUUCUCUGUGGAAGAUGCCAGCAUGUUGCUUCAGCAAGUGAUGAGAUCCUUCAGUAAACAGCCUUCAGCUUUGGUCUUUGGCGAUACUAAUGUAGUCAGUGAGAAGUUUCUCAACAGCUGUGCUGAUUUGUUCAGUGAUCUUAUGCAUCAGAAAGCUGAAAAGGAAAUGAAAAAUAACCCUGUUCACUUAAUCACAGAAGAGGACCUGAAACAGUCUUCCAUUAUAGACAAUAUAUCUUCAAGUAAAAAAGACAAAAAGGAUGAAAGAAGGAAGAAAGCAACAGAGGGUACUGGAAGUGUGAGAGGCGGUGGCGGCGGAAAUGCCAGAGAAUUCAAGAUAAAGAAAACUAAGAAGAAGGGACGGAAAGAGGUUGACAGCGACGAGGAAUCACAAGCAAGUAGCACAAACAGGAGUAAGCACCACGAGAUCCCUUUCAUGACACAGGAAGAGAUUGAAGAUGUUUUAAGAAAACAUGUAAAGGAUUGCCCAGAGGAGCUUAUAACAGAACUUGCUGAUCAUCUAAUAAGGCCACUGACAAAGAAGUAUCAGGAAGAAUUGCGUUCUGUAUUCAUGUCCUCAACUUCUUCUUACUCAGGAGCAAACAGGAAAAAGACUAUGAAGGACUUGCAGGAAGAGGUUUCAAACAUGUAUAAUAACAUCCGAUUAUUUGAAAAAGGAGCAAAGCAUUUUACAGAUGAGACGCAAAGUAAUAUUGCCAAGCACAUGCUGAAAACAGUUUGUACAGACAUCACGAAUCUUAUUUUCAACUACCUAGCUGCUGAUGUAAUGAUGGCAUCAGAAGACUACACUGCAAUUACAGCUGAGAUCAGGAAGAAGAUUUUAAGCACAUUGCCUGAAGAGACAAGAGGUCCUUUAACAAAACUUCACAUGGCACUGAAUGGCAAAGAUUUGGAAGAAUUUGUUUCCUGUCUUGACACCGCUGCAGAAGCUUGUGAUAUUAUGGUAAAAAAAGGAGAUAAAAAGAAAGAAAGGCAAAUCCUGUUCCAACACAGGCAGGCUUUGAUUGAGCACCUAAAAGUCACAGAUGAUCCAGCUCUUGUUCUUCACCUAACAUCAGUCUUGCUGUUCCAGUUCUCAACACACUGCAUGCUUCAUGCACCUGGCAGAUGUGUGCCACAAAUCAUUGCCUUCUUGAGUACAAAGAUUCCAGAGGAUCAGCAUUCACUUCUUCUCAAAUACCAAGGGUUAGUAGUAAAACAGUUGAUCAGCCAGAAUAAGAAGAUAGGUCAAGGUGAUGACGAUGCAGUGGAUAAUAAUCUGGAAGCAGAAGGAAGUACAGAGGAGAUCCGAAAAGAACUGCGAGAGCUGGCUGGUUCUGUCAAAGAUCUCGUUCUCAGGCCCAGAAAAUCUUCUGUAACAGAGGAGUGAUAAUAAAGCUCAUUUCAGGAUGUUCAGAAUAUGCAAGAGUCAGAAUAUUUUCUUUGGGAAGACUUGAUCAGUGAUGCUCCAUGUAACAAGCGUCGCUGGUUGUAGUGGGAUGUUGGCGAAAAAUCACACCGACUGGUGGUGGUGUGGCAGGAACAUGUGAGCCUAAUAAUCUAGAAAAAAUAUAAGGGAAAAUAACCAAAAGUGUAAUGCUGCAUUAAAAAAUGUUAUUACUAGAUCUGGGGAUUGGGGGGAAAUGCAUUGUUUCAUUUUCAGAUUCUCAUUUCUGUGCACUAUACCUCGAGUUUUAGUCUCAGAAUGGAAAAAAAAAUUAGGGUUAAACAGGCCUUUAGAUUUCAUAGAGUUCUGCCUGGAAAGUUCUUAAAAACUUGAAAAGUUGCAUAUUCAUGUACAGAAUAAAUUUGGUUUGUUGCACUACCUCAUUAUUAUUUUUUCUUUUGACCUCUUAGUGAAUCCUCAA
Molecule: messenger RNA, 3008 nt
Organism: Pogona vitticeps (central bearded dragon)
Lineage: Eukaryota; Metazoa; Chordata; Lepidosauria; Squamata; Agamidae
Gene: UFL1
Product: UFM1 specific ligase 1
Biological process (GO): protein K69-linked ufmylation; regulation of proteasomal ubiquitin-dependent protein catabolic process; response to endoplasmic reticulum stress
Cellular component (GO): endoplasmic reticulum membrane
Molecular function (GO): UFM1 ligase activity
Source: RefSeq, a predicted model, not a curated record